Salvia hispanica is the source of this 1258-nucleotide messenger RNA. RefSeq names its product protein containing PDZ domain, a K-box domain, and a TPR region (gene ZKT). Lineage: Eukaryota; Viridiplantae; Streptophyta; Magnoliopsida; Lamiales; Lamiaceae. The record is from RefSeq and is a predicted model, not a curated record. Gene Ontology annotation, molecular function: protein binding.
UCCUCUCUCUUUGCAAUCUGUGUCUUUCACAAAUCACAAACACACGCAGAGUCCAUGGCGUCAAGCAGCUACACUUCUCUCUGUUCUUCUUCCCCAUCUCUCCCCACCAGACACCCCAAACAAACCGCCACAUCUCUGAGCUGCCUGCUUAAGCUCAAUCACACCAAAACCACCUCAUUUCUCAUCGCAUCAUCCAAUUCCGACUCGCUAACCCUGAAACCAUCCAUCAGAGCAUCCAAGACCGACUCCGAGACUUCCAACGAUCAAGACGAAGAGGAGCAGUACGAGGAGUAUGAGGUGGAGGUGGUGCAGCCCUACGGCCUUAAAUUCGCCAAGGGCAGAGACGGAGGUACCUACAUCGACGCCAUUGCACCCGGCGGAUCCGCCGAUAAGUCCGGCAAGUUCACCGUCGGCGAUCGAGUUCUCGCCACCAGUGCGGUUUUUGGGGAGGAAAUAUGGCCUGCUGCUGAAUAUGGAAGAACAAUGUACACUAUCAGGCAAAGAAUAGGUCCACUGCUUAUGAAAAUGCAGAAGAGAUAUGGAAACACGGAUUACACAGGUGAGCUGACAGAAAAGGAAAUUCUGAGAUUUGAGAGGAAUUCUGGUGUUGUAAGCAGCAGAGUUAGGGAAAUACAAAUGCAGAACUUCUUGAGAAAGAAAGAGCAGAAGGAGCGGAGAGAGAGAGAGCUACGCGAAGGACUCAAGCUUUACAAGAGCGGAAAGUAUGAAGAGGCGUUGGAGAAGUUUGAGUCCGUAUUAGGGUCAAAACCAGAACCUAAUGAGGCUUCAGUAGCUAGCUACAACGUUGCUUGCUGCUAUGCAAAGCUUGAUCAGAUACAAGCUGGACUAUCUGCUCUUAAGGAUGCCUUGGAUGCAGGAUUUGAAGAUUUUAAGAGAAUUCGGGAAGAUCCUGACCUUGAGAACAUCAGGAAAUCAGAGGAAUUCGAUCCUCUUCUGAAGAAAUAUGAUGAGUCUUUCAUCAACGAGAAUGCCAUCAACGCCAUCAAAUCUCUGUUCGGAUUCAACAAGAAAUGACAGAGAUUGUUAGGGAACGCGGCUAAAACCAGCAGACUGUCGUUGGAUGCUAUGUAUAGGACUAGCUCAGUCGAGAGAUUCAUCAACGUUUUUUCAUAGUAUAUUUUACAGUUGUUUGUUUCUCUGAAGGUAUAAGUCUAUUUUACCCAGAGUUUAUAAUGAUGCAAAUUUCAUACAAGCAUUAAAACUGAAUGUAACAAUGAUCAAAUUGUUUGAGUUUGAA